Molecule: messenger RNA, 811 nt
Organism: Guillardia theta CCMP2712
Lineage: Eukaryota; Cryptophyceae; Pyrenomonadales; Geminigeraceae
Exons: 6
Coding region: 1-714 (237 amino acids)
Source: RefSeq, a predicted model, not a curated record
AUGGAGGAAAUGCUUGGGAAGGAGGAGCCGAAAAUUGGGAACGAGGGAAAGACAGAGCAUGCGUGUGGAUUACAACUGAGACAGUAUGAUAUUAACCACCUUGUUGCGUAUUGGAAUUAUGACAAAGAGGAGCGGCAAGGAGUCCGUAGAACGUUCGAUAAGAAAGUAGGCUGGUGGCAGAAGUGUAGAAAGAAAGAAGAAGGCAUUUGUUCAAUGCACGAUGCACAGAAAGUUAAGACUACCUACAAGGCUCUUAAGUGCUCGGCAUGUAAAGCAGUCGCGGAAGAAAUGAGACGAGAGGUUGAACACGAAUGGCAAACACGUGCCGGAGAGACCAUCCUUAUCGAGAAGAGAAAGAAGAAGACGAAAGUGCCAUACGUCGAGAGCGAACUCUCCGUGCAGGAAGCUGUAGAUCGUGUAUGCACAAUGGAUCAUCUCUUCGACAAGUACAACGUGACGUCGGUGAGCGGGAAAGCCGAGUACACGCGCAUGGAAACGUCAGUCGGCAACAAAGAAUACAAGAAUCAGCUGUUGGCCAUGUGCCAGAGUCUGAUUGCGGAGCACGAGCAUGACAUUGUAAAGUUUUUCUUCGAUGCCCGGACCUCGGGAUUGCUCGAAUCCAACAAGAAGACUGUCUGCUCUGAGAUUGCGAAGAUCUGUGCGCCGACAGAGUUCGAGGUCAAGGAAACAGCAGACGACAAAAAGGAGCUCUAGGCGACGGCAGACGUUUAGAGGCUGAUGCAUACCUCUAGCCUCUUUCUUGCUUCGUGUAUUCAGAGCCGUCAGCAUCCCCUCCCCUCAUGUCAUGUCC